Aspergillus campestris IBT 28561 is the source of this 2436-nucleotide messenger RNA. Its product is annotated as C2H2-type zinc finger protein. The coding region runs from base 1 to 2436 and encodes 811 amino acids. Gene Ontology annotation, biological process: DNA-templated transcription; regulation of transcription by RNA polymerase II. Gene Ontology annotation, molecular function: DNA-binding transcription factor activity, RNA polymerase II-specific; zinc ion binding; RNA polymerase II cis-regulatory region sequence-specific DNA binding. NCBI's taxonomy places the organism in Eukaryota, Fungi, Ascomycota, Eurotiomycetes, Eurotiales, Aspergillaceae. The transcript is spliced from 3 exons. The record is from RefSeq and is a predicted model, not a curated record. Gene Ontology annotation, cellular component: chromatin.
AUGGCUCCUACCGCUCCCAACCACGCGGUUAACUCGCCGGCCAAAAAGACCUCCGUCCCGGAGAAGAAAUACAAAUGUCAAUUCUGCAAUCGCGCUUUCAGCCGAAGUGAACAUCGCAGCCGUCAUGAACGUUCGCACACCAAAGAGAGACCCUUCAAGUGCCUAAAGUGUCGCAGCACCUUCGUGCGCAGAGAUCUACUCCUCCGCCAUGACCGUACUGUUCACGCCAAAGAUGGUGGGGUGCCACUCGUGUCCGAGGGUCGUCGCCGUGGAGGAAACUCGGGUGUUCAGAAGCCUUCCCCUGCAUCCGCUCCUUCCAAGCCCUCGGUCACCAUUGAUCCCGCGACGUUAGAGCAAAUUGAGGCAAGCAGUGACGGUAUGGUCGACCUUGAAACUGCAGCCAUGUUGAUGACAGACUUCCAACAUAAGGCCGCAGCUGCUGCCACUGGUCAGGGCAAUGACCGUGCCGAGUCCGAUCGCUCCUUUUCCCCCGGACGCGGUCCCCUCCUGGAACCCUCGUCCGUCUCGUACCUGUCCGGCAAUGCGACGUUACCCCAGAUGCCCUGGGACACCCUCGUCUCCCCCGCGGACACGAAACGCUCCAUGGACUCGCCCUUCACCACGCACGAGAGCGGCUCCGACUCGCACACCCUCUCCUCCGUCAUGGACCGCCACGGCGCCGUCGGCGACGCCCUCGCUCCCUCGCUCAACUCGCUGGUGAACUCGCUGCCCGUGUCGGGCAACUCCACCCCGAACGCCCUGUCGCCCUAUCCCUCCAUGACGGGCCCCGUCAGCCCCGUGAACUACCGUAAGUCGCCGGGCCCGAGCCAGGCACUGACGUUACCCAAGGCUCCCCAGAUCGCCAACGAGAUCGAACGAAGCAUGGUCGUCGAGCGCAUCCGGAACGCCGAUGCCCUCGGUUCGCUGCCCGAGACCUUCCAGCUGCCGUCCACCGCGGCCCUGAACAAGUACCUGUCCACGUACUUCAACCUGUAUCACCACCACCUGCCCUUCCUGCACCAGGAGUCCUUCAAGCCCACCAGCACCUCGCCGCCCCUGCUCCUGGCCGUCCUGUCGAUCGGCGCCCUGUACACGUUCGAGCGCGCGCCCGCCUUCAUGCUCCACGUGGGGUCGAAGAUGCUCGUCAACCAAUUCCUGCAGCACAAGGACAACUUCGAUUCCCGCAAGUGCCCGCUGUGGGCCAUGCAGAGCACCCUGCUGAACAUGAUCUUCGAAAGCUGGAGCGGCGACCCGAAGGGGCUCGAAUGGACGUGCUCCAUCAAGAGUCUCCUCGCCAACAUGGUGGCCGGGAACCGGUACCAGAUGAAGCUGCGGACCGAGGCGCGCGAGGGUGGGCACCCCACCCGGGAAGAGUGGAUCGAGGACGAAUCGUGCCGCCGGACCUACUACGCCGUCUACAUCUUCUUUGGCAUGCUCACGCUGACCUUCAACCACACGCCGGCGAUGAGCUUCGACGAGAUCGACAACCUGGAGCUGCCCUCCUCCGAGUCGCUGUGGAACCUGGACGUGAACGACGACGAGGCCUGGCGCCGCAGCCUGGCCACCGCCAGCUCCCUCACCGUCCGCGAGGCCCACGACUGCCUGUUCCAGGGCGAGCAGGUGCGGUACAGCGCGUUCGCCACCCGCGUCCUGAUCAACGCCCUGUUUCUGCAGGUCUGGAACCACAAGCGCAGUUUCGAGGCGUUGCAGGAUGUGGUCACCGAGUACAAGCUGCGCCUCGCGCUCGAGACGUGGGAGAGCUCGCUCGAGGUGUGCGAGCCCGAGACCAUUGUCGUGCCGCUCAGCACCCCUCAGAAGGGUCACCCGCUGAUCUUCAACUCGAUGGCGGUCUAUCGCAACACGCGCGCCCGUCUGGAAGUGGAUCUCAAGUCCAUCCAGGAGGCGCUGCGCUAUCACUCCUCGUACGAGGUCGCCGCGGCCAUGACCGUCGCGCGCGAGAAGGUCAAGCGGUCCCAGGAGAUGAACAAGGUCAUCCAGUCCUGCUUCGAAUGCAUCGAGAUCGCGGCCGUCCAAGGCAUCAACUGGGUUGCCAAAACCUCCGCCACCAACUGGAGUGUGGAGCAUCCCCUCUGCGGCUUGGAUCUGAUGGUCAUCCUCAGCCUCUGGCUCUAUCGCCUGGAACACGACGAUGAGCCCGCGACGGAGGCCGAGAUGGCCAUCUACAACAAGGUGCGGAAUCUGUUUGAUGACGACGCCGUCGAUGCGUUCGGCAAGCUCAGCUCCACCGUGGCCCGUGUCUGGGGUAACAUCUUGGACGGUGUGGUGGUUUGGGGAAUCACCAAACUUAUGGGCGAGUCCUUCAAGCUGCACUCCCAAGCCUUGGUUGGCUAUGAGGACUCCUUGCGUAUGUCCAAGGACCAACCCAUCCACCCAAUGCCGACGAAGACGCUCGCCAGCGUCGGCACGGCUUAUUAG